CGCAUGCGCCCCUCAUUGGCUUCAUCGCACUGUCUGGAGUAAGUUGAAUGUGCGCUGUCCUUCGCUAGAUCCAAAAUCCUACCAAAACACUUGCAAUGGAGAGGAUCAGGAAAACCCGAUCGCUUUUCGUUAUUGGACCUUUAAUUAUGACCAUGGUUUGCGCGCAAAGAGAGAGAGACCCUAGCAAUAUGCCCGUGGUGAAGGAUACGGUGGACAGACUGAUGAAAGGAUACGACAUUCGGUUGAGGCCAGAUUUUGGAGGUGCACCGGUGGCGGUUGGGAUGAACAUAGACAUAGCCAGUAUAGACAUGGUAUCGGAGGUAAACAUGGAUUACACGUUGACGAUGUACUUCCAGCAAGCCUGGCGAGACAAGCGGUUGUCCUACUCGGAGAUUCCCCUCAACCUCACGCUGGAUAACCGGGUGGCGGACCAACUCUGGGUCCCGGAUACGUACUUCCUGAACGACAAGAAGUCCUUUGUGCACGGAGUCACCGUCAAGAACCGAAUGAUCCGUUUACACCCUGACGGAACCGUACUUUACGGACUGAGGAUCACCACUACGGCAGCCUGCAUGAUGGACCUGAGGCGUUAUCCUCUGGACGAACAGAACUGCACCCUGGAGAUCGAGAGUUAUGGCUACACCACGGAUGACAUUGAGUUCUACUGGAGAGGCGGCGACAGUGCCGUGUCCGGAGUCGAACGCAUCGAGCUACCCCAGUUCUCCAUCGUCGACUACAAGCUCAUCUCCAAGAAUGUGGUCUUCUCCACAGGCUCCUACCCUCGGCUGUCUCUGAGCUUCAAGCUGAAGAGGAACAUCGGAUACUUCAUCCUGCAGACCUACAUGCCCUCCAUCCUCAUCACCAUCCUCUCAUGGGUCUCCUUCUGGAUCAACUAUGAUGCCUCGGCCGCCCGAGUGGCUUUAGGUAUCACCACGGUGCUGACCAUGACAACCAUCAACACCCACUUGAGGGAGACCCUUCCCAAGAUCCCCUACGUGAAGGCCAUCGACAUGUACCUGAUGGGCUGCUUCGUCUUCGUCUUCCUCGCCCUGCUGGAGUACGCCUUCGUCAACUACAUCUUCUUCGGCCGAGGGCCCCAGAGGCAGAAGAAGGCGGCCGAGAAGGCGGCCCUGGCCAACAACGAGAAGAUCAGGGUCGACCCCAACAAGUGGUUGAUGGGCAAUGUAGGUCAGAGAGACGAUGCUCUGUAUGCCCGAAUGAAACAGAGGGAAAUUGACGCAUAUGACUCGAUGUGGGAUCCGAUCUUUGCAGAGGACGCGGCGUUAGGACUAGGCGAACAGAGAAAUAAGAUGAAUCCGGAUGACAACAUCCUGCUCGGCACGCUGGAGCUGAAGAACGAGAUGGUGACCUCCGACCUGUCCCGUGCCCUGGGUGUGGGCGGCGGCAACAUAGGGGUCGGCAACAUCGGCGGGGUCGGCACCGGGGUCGGGGUCGGGAUGGGCAACAUCGGCGGCAUGGACCCGCGCAGCACCGUGCUGGCCUACGACAGCUCCACCCUGCAGUACCGCCGCGCCGCCAUGGCCCGGCAGCAGAACUACGGCGGGCACAGCGCCCUGGAGCGCCACGCCACCAAGAAGAGCCGCCUGCGCCGGCGGGCCUCGCAGCUCAAGGUCAACAUCCCCGACCUGUCCGACGUCAACUCCAUCGACAAGUGGUCCCGGAUGAUCUUCCCCACCGUCUUCUCCUUCUUCAACGUGGUCUACUGGCUCUACUACGUCCACUAAGGCCAGGAGACUACGUAGUUAGGCGUCCAGAGGAGACGCCAAGAGGAUGCUGCAGCCUAUUGGAGGAGGUGAAGGAGGAGGAGGACCA
Molecule: messenger RNA, 1833 nt
Organism: Engraulis encrasicolus (European anchovy)
Lineage: Eukaryota; Metazoa; Chordata; Actinopteri; Clupeiformes; Engraulidae
Gene: gabrb2a
Product: gamma-aminobutyric acid type A receptor subunit beta2a
Exons: 10
Coding region: 96-1745 (549 amino acids)
Biological process (GO): chemical synaptic transmission; chloride transmembrane transport; regulation of membrane potential
Cellular component (GO): neuron projection; plasma membrane; synapse
Molecular function (GO): neurotransmitter receptor activity; chloride channel activity; GABA-A receptor activity
Source: RefSeq, a predicted model, not a curated record